Molecule: messenger RNA, 1284 nt
Organism: Pochonia chlamydosporia 170
Lineage: Eukaryota; Fungi; Ascomycota; Sordariomycetes; Hypocreales; Clavicipitaceae
Product: monocarboxylate permease
Exons: 2
Coding region: 1-1284 (427 amino acids)
Biological process (GO): transmembrane transport
Cellular component (GO): fungal-type vacuole membrane
Molecular function (GO): transmembrane transporter activity
Source: RefSeq, a predicted model, not a curated record
AUGACAGUUACCAAACUCCCCAGUCAUGCGGAAGCCGACCAAUCGUCACAGCAAUCCGAAGACAUAACCCCCAAAGAAAUCGAAUGUCCAGAUGGCGGUUUACUCGCCUGGCUCCAAGUAGCCAGCUCAUUCUUCCUCCUCUUUAACUCAUGGGGCAUCAUUAACACAUUCGGCGUCUACCAAACAUACUACGAAACUAACCUCCUGCACAACCACUCCCCCAGCUCGAUAUCAUGGAUCGGCUCAAUCCAACCCUUCCUCCUGCUCAUCGUGGGCGUCAUAUCCGGACCCCUCUACGACAUGGGCUUCUUCCGGUCCCUCGUCGCCGUCGGCACCGUCCUCAUCGUCCUCAGCUUCAUGCUCACCAGUCUAUGCAGAGCCUACUGGCAGGUGAUUCUCGCGCAGUCCAUAUUCGUCGGUGUAGGCGCAGGAUGUCUCUUCAUCCCAGCAGUAGCAGUUGUGCCGCGGUACUUUCUACGCAGGAGAGCCGUGGCCACGGGCAUCGUCACAUCGGGAAGCAGUCUAGGCGGGACGCUGUAUCCGAUUAUAUUCCAGCAGCUUGAGCCGAGGAUCGGCUUCCCCUGGACGAACCGUGUGCUUGGGUUUAUCGCCCUUGCGACAUGCACUUUUUCACUGGUGGUUAUACGACCGUUGGGGAAACCGAGCGAGAGGCGAUCCCUGCUGGAGCUGCCUGCGUUUAGGGAGCGCACAUAUCAGAUAUACUGUGUGGCAAUGUUCUUUGGGUAUAUUGCCUUCUUUGGUCCCGUGUUUUAUCUACAGUCGUAUGCCUUGACGCACGGGUUAUCUGACGGGACGCUGGCGCUGUAUCUGGUUGCUAUUUUGAACGCGGCGUCCAUAGCUGGCAGAAUUGUCCCGCCGUAUUUUGCGCCCAAGAUUGGCGCUAUUAACAUCAUGUUCUUCUCGUGUGCUUCCGCUGGCGUCAUCACCAUGUGCUGGAUUGCGGUGCGUAGUGCGGCUGGGAACGUUGCCUUUGCGGUGGCAUAUGGCUUCUCAUCAGGGGGGAUUAUUGCCAUGCCGACGGUCGUGCUGGCGAGUCUGAUGCAGGAUAUUGGUCUGCUUGGGACGCGGAUGGGCAUGUCUUCGGUGUUGAAUGCGUUUGCGUCCCUGUGCGGAGCUCCAAUUGUAGGUGCGAUCUUGAAGGGGAGUGCAGGGGACUAUCUUGGGGUUCAGUUGUUUUGUGGCUUGUCCAUGUUGGUUACUGCCGGGAUUUGGUUUGCGUUGCGAUGGACGCAGAGUGGUCCGAAGCUGCUGGCGAAUGUAUGA